GCAACCCAGCAAACACGCACAAGUUGUUUUGUUUGUGUCAUAUCUGUCAUUUGACUUUCAGAGCAUCGCUAGCUUGAUAAACCUCCAAAAUAUUAUUCUCUAAUGUUUUACAAUUUAAUUAAACACAACAUUGAGCCUAACACGCUGCUGAACAUUAUAUUGUUAUUGAUUGUGGUGUCAUCUUGGUAUCAUGCAAUAGUCUUGUCGCGAUUUUUCAAUAAAUCUUGUUUGAAUAAUUGAAAUUAAAUUACAAAAUGGCAUUUUCAUCAGAUGCACAAGCCGCACAGCAAGUGCAAGAUCGUUUAAAUGCUCUUUACACAUUGGUGCAUGAAGUUGAACAAAAACGCCAACAGAGUGAAAAUGGCCUUAUACCUAUCAUGAAGAUGCAAGAUGAGAAAACACAGCACAAUCAGUCAAAAUUGAAAGCUCUAUACAAAGCAGCACUGAGUCACGCUGAACAAGAAGAAGAACUUCUGCGCGAGGCUUUAGAGAAAAUUGUGGAAAUUCGCAACAUAAAGAAUGAGCGCCGUAUUAAAUCACGCAUGGGCGGUAAUAAACAAAUGAUGCGUAAAACAUCGUGCUUCUCGAUGCUUCAAAACCACGCGGAAACAUUACCGUUGUAUGUUGGUAAACCGGGAGAGAAACCACCGCCACUUUGCGGAGCUAUUCCAGCAGAAUCAAAUUAUACAGCUAAGGUUGGCGAUAUGGUUGCAACAUUUGUUGAUACUGCUGACAUGAAUGAUUGGAUUCUUGCUGAAGUAGUAAGUUAUCAACACAGUACUAAUAAGUAUGAAGUAGAUGACAUACUGCUGGAGCAAAACCAGAAAAAACGCCAUACAAUCAGCAAGAAGUUUGUCGUACCUUUGCCUUUGAUGCGAGCGAAUCCUGAAACUGAUCCAGAAGCUCUAUUUCCGCAGGGAACUAUUGUUAUGGCUUUAUAUCCUGGUACAUCAUGUUUGUACAUUGGUGUUGUGCGCAAAGCGCCCCAAAAGCAUACGGAUGAAUACGAAGUAUUAUUCUACGACGAAAACUGCACGAAGGGUUACAGCUGUCCGAUGUCGGUGGCUCAGCGUUACAUAAUUGCCGUGAAGCAGAAGAGUAAAUCAUGACAGAAUCAAUCGGAUGCGAAUUCCGAACCGGAUGAAAUUAGUUUCUAAUGAUAACACAACGUUUGAUAACUUUAUUUUUAUUUCUUGCACAAGUUAUAUCAUAUAGGCAUAGACAAUUCGGUUACGUUUCUCUGUUUUAAUCCUGGUCAGGUCGCAAUUGCAGAAAAAGUCGUAGCAUGUACCGAAAAUGAAACAGAAACCACGCAUGAUUAUACGUGGAUCUUGAGAAGUGGGCUGGGCCGACUGCUAAGGUUCCAAAUGAAUUAUUUUAAUAAAUAACAUGCUUGGUUCUUUAUAACAUAGAAUACUUACUAUAGAAACAUUGAUGAGCAGUAAAAAGAGUGAAACGAACGUCGCCAUCAUUAUACUUGAAACUACGCGUUAAUAAUGUCGAAUUUGCUUAUGCAUUCUUAAAUGAUUUGAUAUUGGUGUGAUUCAUAUGUUUUAUGUUUUGAGUAAAUUCUUUGACAAUAGGUAA
Molecule: messenger RNA, 1587 nt
Organism: Dalotia coriaria
Lineage: Eukaryota; Metazoa; Arthropoda; Insecta; Coleoptera; Staphylinidae
Product: SAGA-associated factor 29-like
Exons: 5
Coding region: 255-1109 (284 amino acids)
Cellular component (GO): SAGA complex
Source: RefSeq, a predicted model, not a curated record